CCGUGAGUCAGCUGAUCGGCAACGACAAAAUUAUAACCUCCUCUUCAUCUCCUUUUUUUACUUGGUUCCGUCUUUCCCCUUCCUCUUUUGUUUUCUCUCUUCCUUUCCUACUUCAUCUCUGCUUUUCCUGACACCGCAAAAAUGGACGUUGACAUGAAAAAUAAGGACGAGAUCGACGACAAGCGUGACAGAGAGAGAGACCGCGAGUUCGACCGCGACAAGGACCGUGACAGGGAGCGCGACAGAGAACGUGAACGGGAUCGUGAUAGGAGGGACCGCGACAGGGACCGUGAUCAUAUCAGGAGGGACACGGGUCGGGGCGGUAGGAGUCGGACUGACCACUGGGAACCAGAUGACAGACGGAAUGGAGAUCGCCGGAAGCGUUCGCGCAGUAGAACACGUUCCCGGUCUCCGAGGCGUCGUUCAGCUUCGCCUCGUGACCGCAGGCAUUCACGCCGUUCGCGCUCUCGCAGUCGUAGUCGGACGCCCUCGCACUCCCGUAGUCGUGACCGCGGUGACCGUAAGCCAGCUGAUCCGUUCCCUCGUUCCCUUGGUGGGCCCAUGAACGCAACUCAUGAAGAAGCCGUUGAAUUUGCCAAGAUCAGCAAGAGAGAAAACCGAGUCUAUGUCGGCAAUCUCAGUUACGACGUCAAGUACCGUGACCUAAUGGAAUUCAUGAGGGGAGCUGGUGAGGUUCUAUUCGCCGAAGUACUCGUCACGCCAACGGGAGUGUCCAAAGGCUGCGGCAUUGUCGAAUUUGCUUCGCCUGAGGAUGCGCAACGCGCCAUCCGCGAACUCUCCGAGGUGGCCAUGCUUGGGCGCCCUGUAUUCAUUCGCGAGGACCGAGAGAACGAGUCGCGCUUCGGCGCUACGCCUGUCCCAGGCAAGAUUGGAAUGGCGAUGGCAGGACAAGGUUUGCAUGCGCAGCCACCUCCACGUCCGCCCCAUCAUAAUUAUUUUGGAACUCACAACAACCCCGGUAAUCAGCUGUAUGUUGGCAAUUUACCGUAUCAAGCUGGUUGGCAAGACCUGAAGGAUCUAUUCCGUUCGGCUGGUAAUAUUAUUCGGGCUGAUAUUAACAUUGGUGCGGACGGGCGUCCCAAGGGCUCCGGAACUGUAGUGUUUGAGACUGCAGCUGAUGCUAAGCAAGCCAUCGGUAUGUACCACGGCUUUGACUGGUAUGGCCGCACACUGGAGGUUCGGGAGGACCGCUAUGCGGGUCUUUCUGGCCCAGGCUCGUUCCGUGGUAGCCCUUUCCGAGGUGGUGGUGGCGGCGGCGGCGGCUAUGGUGGUCGUGGUCUGCGUGGUGGCCUCAGGGGUAGUUUCCGAGGCAGCUACCGCGGCGGGUUCGCGCCCUCUGGUCCUGCUCGUGAUUUCUCGAAUCAGGACCUGUACGCAGACUACUCUGGUCCUGACCAGCCUGCUGCUCACGGUGGCCUGAGAAUGGAUGGCUACAGUAGCGGCUACGGGAGCAGUGGCUAUGGUGUGGCGGGUAGUGGUGGCGCUGGUGGAGGAUAUGAUGCGGAGCCUAGCCAGCAAAUCAUGGUUCGCAAUCUCCCUUGGUCUACUGCAAAUGAAGAUCUCGUCGAGUUGUUCGAGACUACUGGGCAAGUUGAACUCGCUGAAAUCCUUUUCGAUGGCGCUAGAUCCAAGGGAUGCGGUGUAGUCCAGUUUGCUCAGGUUCAAGAGGCGGAGACGGCUAUUUCAAAAUUCCAGCAGUACAUGUAUGGUGGACGUCCUCUCGACGUGCGGUUCAACGACAGAUGGCAUACAUUUACACCCACUGCAGCCAAGGGCGGCCAGGUGAUGCCCAUGCAGGCGGAAUGAUCUAUUUGUACUCUUGCCACCUUUCUGUUCUCUCGACAUUUAAACUGUGACCGCGUUCAGGUCGAUAAAAAUAUUGUGAAUCAUCGUUGAAUCUUUUGUCUCUUCCAAGUUUGAUUUGUCUUUAACUAAUCAUAAAGUCGAAUGUGCGUAUGCUUGCAAUGAAUCACUGUUUAACAAGA
This is a messenger RNA of Suillus fuscotomentosus, 2006 nucleotides long. Its product is annotated as RNA-binding domain-containing protein. Gene Ontology annotation, molecular function: mRNA binding. Bases 142 to 1827 code for a protein of 561 amino acids. NCBI's taxonomy places the organism in Eukaryota, Fungi, Basidiomycota, Agaricomycetes, Boletales, Suillaceae. The record is from RefSeq and is a predicted model, not a curated record. The transcript has 11 exons. Gene Ontology annotation, cellular component: cytoplasm; nucleus.